AUGUCGACGGAUGGGCACUCGGAUGGAUGGACAAAGGCAAUAAAGCAUGCUCGGUCGUCAUUCCACCAGGAUCCCGAGCUGCAUGCACCACAAGGUGCCAACUCCCUCUCCGCCAUCUCGCAUCCCCCUGGGCCCUACCGUCCACCUCGCCCAUCGAAGAGGGUGCGAAAAGAGGUGGACGCGCUCCAUGUCUUCAUGACAUGGCGCAUGGGCGUCAUGCUCAGUGUAGCAUGGCGCCUAGUUCCUCCGAUUUCCCCACCGCCGUCUCAUGCCCUCUCGGGCCCCACCGUCUGCCUCGCUCAUCCAAGAGGGUACGAAGGGAGGAGGAUGCGUGUCACAUCAUUACGACGUGGCACGCGGGUGUCAUGCUUACUCGAGCAUGGCGCCUGGUUUCCCCAAUUCCCCUGCCACUGUCUCGCGUCCCCGUGGGCCCCACCGUCCACCUCGCCCAUGCAAGAGGGUACGAAGGAGGAUGCAUGCCACGUCAUCAUGACAUGGCACGCGGGCGUCGUGCUUACCCGAGCACGGCGCCUAGUUUCCCCAACUCCGUCUCCACCAUCUCGCGUCCCCCUGGGCCCCACCGUCCACCUCACCCAUCCAAGAGGGCAUGAAAAGAGGAGGACACGCUCCACGUCUUCAUGA
Molecule: messenger RNA, 642 nt
Organism: Sparassis crispa
Lineage: Eukaryota; Fungi; Basidiomycota; Agaricomycetes; Polyporales; Sparassidaceae
Exons: 2
Coding region: 1-642 (213 amino acids)
Source: RefSeq, a predicted model, not a curated record